UACAAACCGAAAUCAAUGAAAUGAGAGCUUUACUACAUCAAGAAGAUACAGAGAGCACGUCAAGGCAGGAGUUGAAGGACGAUAUUGAACGCAAAGAAAAACAAUUAGCUGAAUUGCAUAAAAUGGAGACCGAGCUAUCAUUACCCAGGCUUUCAGAGCGGCCUAGUGUGUUAACGGAGAAAAUGCUAGCAUACCAAAAAGACGAACUGAUUAAAAAAGACAAAAAACUGCUGAGUCUUUAUGAACAAUGGAAAGGGCUAAUCAGAACAUCCAGAGAAAGUCUGAAGACUGACUUAUCAGAGCACAAGUUGUGUGAAAUGGCCGACGAGAUUGAAAAGGGCUUGAACAACAUGAUGGUGUACAGUGAAAUAAGGGAAUGUGCUAUGCCAUCCCCUGACACAAGACGUAAAAUGGACUCUUGUGAAGCAGUAACUAAGGACAUUAUGAAAAUCCUUAAUGAACGUAUAACAGCAAUCGAUGGUGAUUUUGAAGCAGAUAGAGAAAGGCAACGCCUUCAUCAGCUACUGUCACACCAGUACGCCCACUCCAUCUACGGUACCGCCUCUCAGUCUAGCGUUUGUAAGCAGUCUGACACGUCAAGCAUCGCAGCCAAAAGGAUUGAUGCAGCUGCGGAGUUGGCUGCAAAGGAAGCAGAAUAUAAAAUCGUGCAGGAGGAAAUUAAACAAAAGGAAAAAAUGAAAGAUAUAGAAUCUGAACUUGAGCGCUUAAAGGCAGAAAGGGAAAUGCAAGCUGCUCGCGCAAAACUUGAGAUCUACGACAGAGAAAUGAACAUGGAUAUAGAUCAUCAGCAAAUAAAACCGAACAAUAUGACUCUCUCUGUUGACCAUCAGUCUAUUCAUGAAGCACUAGCUCCCACUAGUGGUUUACCUCCAUUAAUGCCACAAAACAAUGUGUCUAUCCAUAUGUCAAAUCACACUGUGAACAAUCCAAACCCUCAAGUCGUCACUCCAGCACCUCCCACGGACAUUUCCCAAUUGGCACAAGCAAUUCAAAACAGUAUCGCCAUAAACAGAAUCCCAGUGCCAAUGCCCACAGUAUUCAGCGGAGACCCAAUUAACUACAUUGAAUGGAAAGCUUCAUUCUCUUCACUUGUAGAUUGCAAAGGGAUCUCACCUGCUGAUAAGCUUCACUUGCUCAAAAGGUACGUCACAGGCCCAGCACAAAAUGUCUUGAGGGCACGUUCUAUCGCAGUGACAAAGAGGCAUACAAGGAUGCAUGGCAGAAGCUUGAGCAACGUUAUGGACCGCCUUUUGUUGUGCAAACAGCUUUCAGAGACAAACUGGCAAAAUGGCCUAAAAUAAGCUCAAAGGAUGCAGAAGGAUUAAGGACCUUUUCAGACUUUCUAAAUGCAUGUCUCCAAGCCACACCAUAUGUAAAAGGCCUAGAAAUACUAAGUGACUGCGAGGAAAAUCAAAAAUUGCUGCAGAAAGUUCCUGAUUGGCUGGCGGUCCGUUGGAAUCGCCAGGUCACAGUUACACUUAUGGGCGGCAAGGAUUUUCCCUCUUUUAAGGACUUUGCAGAAUUCGUGGCAGUCGAGGCAGAGAUCGCAUGCAACCCCGUCACUUCUUCGUAUGCUCUUCACUCAUGCAGCUCAGCCUACGAGAAAAGGACCACAAAGGACUUUAAACCAAACAGAUCCACUCAAGUCUUCACAACACAAACCACAGUACAAAACAACAAGGCAGGGACAAGCAACACAAAAUUAAAGGUACCCUGCAUGUUUUGCAAAGAUGAAAAACACCAGUUGUCAAAGUGCCCUAACUUUUCAGAUCUGCACUUAGAAGAGAAGCGCACAUAUGUUAAGGACAAUAAACUGUGCUAUGGAUGCCUAAAAGGGGGCCAUAACGCCAAAGAUGGUUGUCAUUGCCACACUUGUGACAUUUGCAAAGGAAGGCAUCCCACUUGUCUGCACAAUGACAAUCACAAGGCAUAUGAAAGGUCACGAAGCUCUGACAACACCGCUCCAAGCACUCCAAAUGAAACCACGUCAGUCACAGCUCUCAACGUUACUAAGGUGGGCCAGUCUAGUAGCACAUCUAUGAUUGUUCCUGUAUGGGUGUCCACAGUUCAGAGCCCGUCUAAAGAGCAAUUAGUUUACGCACUAUUAGACACACAAAGUGACAGCACAUUUGUCUGUGAAGAAGUAAGUAACCAGCUACAAGCAGACACUCACCCUGUAAAGUUAAAACUAACUACCAUGCUAGGUGUUCACUCCAUUGUUAAGAGUAACAGAGUAUCUGGAUUGCGUGUGAGAGGAUAUGACUCAGACAUUCGCAUCGACCUACCCCCUUCAUAUACCAAGGACUUUAUUCCAGUUAACUAUGACAACAUACCCACUAGUGACACAGCGAAACAAUGGCCCCACCUGACAGAAAUUGCUGAUAAUAUGCCACCUCUUCUGAGUUGUGAUGUUGGACUCCUUAUCGGAUUUAACUGUCCCAGAACUUUAGCUCCAAGACAAGUUCUACUAGGAGAGGGUGAGGAGCCAUAUGCAAUCCGCACAGACCUAGGGUGGAGUAUCGUUGGAGGCUCCACACCAGUGCUCACUGAAACUCAGUCAAGUUUGUGUCAUAGAGUCACAAUAAAGGAAUUACCCCCUAUAACUCCCAUGGACGUGAUUAGUGUGCUAGAGUCAGAUUUUAAGGACACAAAAGCAAGUGACAAAACGGUCUCACAAGAGGAUCUCAUCUUUUUGGACAAGCUUAAGGAGGGAAUAAGGAAAAACGAACAAGGACACUGUGAGAUGCCUCUGCCAUUCAGACAAAGGCCACACUUACCCAACAACAGAAAGCUUGCUGAAAUCAGACUCGAACACUUAAAGCAAAAGUUCAACAAAGACGAAAAGUACAAAAGAGACUAUAUAGCUUACAUGAAGGACAUUAUUGAGAGGGGUGACGUCGAAGAAGUACACAAUGAAGGAAAACAAGGUGAACAAUGGUACAUCCCCCAUCACGGGAUUUAUCACCCCAAAAAGCCCACUAAACUUCGCGUUGUCUUCGAUUGUUCAGUCAAACACAAGGGUACAAGUCUAAACGAACAUCUUCUCCAAGGGCCGGACCUGAUUAACAAUCUAACAGGCAUCCUUCUGCGGUUCAGACAACAUUCUAUUGCUCUAAUGUGCGAUAUAGAGAAGAUGUUCCACCAGUUCCACGUCCAGCGGUGCGACAGAGAUUACCUGAGUUUUCUGUGGUGGAAAAACGGCAACACAGAUACACAGCCACGAGUAUACAGAAUGAAGGUACAUCUUUUUGGUGCGACAUCAUCCCCAGGCUGUGCGAACUACGGACUAAAGUAUUUGGCUAAAGAAUACUGUCACACGCACCCUGUAGGAUCUGAGUUCAUGGAAAAGGACUUCUAUGUGGAUGAUGGAGUUACAAGCACAGACACAGUUGAAAAGGCAAUACAGCUCGCAAAAGAGGCCACAGAGGUAUGCAAGCAAGGAGGGCUCCGUCUGCACAAAUUUAUCUCAAAUAGCUGUUCUACAAAGCAUCCCCCCAUCUGAAUGGGCAGUAGAGACAAAAACAAAGGACUUAACGUUCAAAGACAUGCCACAAGAAAGGGCCUUAGGCGUCCAAUGGAACGUUGAGAGGGACUGUUUCCAAUUUGACAACACUUUAAAAGACCAACCAGCAACACGUCGAGGUAUCUUAUCCACUGUUGCAUCCAUCUAUGACCCCCUUGGCUUCCUGGCGCCAAAUGUGUCACCAAGGCAUCAACUGGGAUGACUCCCUACCAGAAGCACUGAGGCCAAGGUGGGAGAGCUGGCAACGUGACUUUGCCAACUUAGACAAGGUAAACAUAAGUCGUUGUUACCUUCCUGUUAGUUUUGGAGAGCUUAAAGAAAUAGAGUUGCACCACUUUUCAGACGCAAGCACGAGUGGUUAUGGACAAUGCACCUAUUUGAGAGCCAAAAACAUUAAAGAAGAAAUUCACUGUUCACUGGUAAUAGCCAAAGCCCGUGUUUCUCCUACCAAGCUGACUACAAUCCCCAGACUCGAGCUAACUGCAGCUGUAGUUUCAGUCUCAGUUAGUAAUAUGUUGAGAGAUGAACUCAGCUACGCUCAAAUCAAAGAGUAUUUCUGGACUGAUUCAAAGGUGGUUCUGGGCUACAUAAACAAUGAGUCGCGUCGUUUCCAUACCUUUGUAGCGAAUAGAGUCCAAAAGAUUUGCCUAAGUACAAAUCCUCAGCAAGGGUUUUAUGUGCCAUCUGAAGAGAACCCAGCUGAUAGUGCAUCUAGGGGUAAAUCGGUCACUGACCUUCUCUCAUCCAACUGGUUCACCGGCCCCUCCUUUCUCUGGGAGAGAGACCUACCCACAACACAAAGUGUAGAGCUGGAACCGUCUCUUGGAGAUCCAGAAGUCAGAAAAACAAGGACAAUGUUGACCAAAGUUACAGAGACAUUCAGCCUUGCAGAACGUUUAUCCAAGUUUUCGUCAUGGUCCAAAGCAGUCAAAGCUGUUGCACGUCUCAUAAGAAGGGCCAAGAAAGUCAAAUCAGAUGCACCGGCUACAGUGAGUGAACAAGAAAGUGCAGUACACGUCAUCAUUCAGGAUGUACAAAAACAAACAUAUGGAAAAGAGAUAAAAUUGUUAAGCAAAGGCAACCAGCUCCCACAUCACAACAAACUGUUCCACUUAGACAUUUUCAAGGACACGGACGGUCUCAUCAAGGUCGGAGGGAGACUUUUAUCUAUCAAAGACUCUUUCAAACACCCUAUUGUGAUUCUAAAGGAACAUCAUGUGACCAAACUCAUAAUAGCUCACUGUCAUGACAAAGUAAAACACCAAGGAAAAGGCUUCACCAUAAAUGAAAUCCGAUCCAGUGGCUACUGGAUCCCAGGGAUUAGCAGAACCGUUGCUUCCUUCCUCCGCCAGUGUGUCAUCUGCCUGAGAAUGAGCGACUUAACUGCAGAACGCUUAGAGCCCUCUCCGCCCUUCACAUACAGUAUGGACUGUUUUGGCCCUUUUAUAACUACAGAAGGCCGAAAACAACAUAAACGGUAUGGGCUUUUAUUCACUUGCUUUUGCUCCCGCGCCAUUCACAUUGAGCUAUUAGAAGACUUAUCCACGGACACAUUCAUUAAUGCAUUAAGGUGUUUCAUUUCUAUCAGAGGUGCAGUUCGCCAAAUUCAGUGUGAUCAGGGAACAAACUUUGUUGGCGCAAAAAAUGAGUUUAAAGCUGCCCUACGUGAAUUGGACACCCAAAGACUGAGUACUUAUCUGUCCCAAAAACAAUGUGACUUUGUGUUGAAUGCACCUCACUCCAGUCACGCAGGUGGAGUGUGGGAACGCCAGAUAACUUGCACAUGGCAGACUUAAUGAUGCUUCAUUAAGGACCUUAUUCUACGAAGCUAUGGCCAUAGUCAAUAGUCGCCCAUUGACUGUAGACAACCUUAACAACCCUGACAGCUUGGAACCACUUACCCCUAACCACUUGCUCCACAUGAAAUCCAUCACAACACUGCCCCCACCUGGUGCUUUCCCAAAAGAGGACCUCUAUGGAGCAAAUAGAUGGCGUCGUGUGCAGUUUUUGACUGAGCAGUUCUGGUGCAGGUGGAGGCGUGAGUAUCUGCACAACAUUAUGGCCAGGAAGCGCUGGCACUCACCAAAAAGGAAUCUAAAAGUAGGUGAUGUUGUGUUGGACAUUGAUGAACUGUCGCCCAGAGGUGAAUAGAAACUUGCCAGAGUCCUGGAGACUGUUAGCGACAAGGACGGACUCGUGAGAAGAGUGAAAAUCUCCUUUGGAGAUAAGAGACUGAAUAACAAAGGUCAACGCAGUAAUACGCUCCCUAUUAUAGAGCGUCCUGUGCAAAAGCUAAUUCUGAUAUUAGAAUGUUCAUAAGCUAAUUAAGAGGAAUGGUUAAUUCAUGUUGAAAAUUCUUCGUUGUUGUUAUACUGUUAUAACAGACACUCAUAAUUUGGUGGGAGUGUAAAUAACCAUAUGUAUGUUUUGUUACAAAAUAUAGUGACUUUAUAGUGACUAGUCUUUUACUUUGAAAUUUUUGUAUUGAAACGGACUUCCGGUCUAAAGCUAUGCGCCUUUUGUUUUGCUUUGGAAGCACACACGUCUGGCUAACGCAGUUCAUAGCAAUAUCUUCGACACGGAGCCCAGGGUAAACGUCAAAUUCAUACUUGCAGCCCUUCCGAAGAGGCAAAAGCUCUUACGUUGGCGACAUGGUGAACGGAUUAUGGUUCAUAAGGAAUUAAACAUCAUGAAACCAUCAGUAAAAGUCUCAUCUCUGUUCGGGGGGGCAUGCUACACACACGGUUAAAGAUGAAAUAAAAGCCCUCUGUGGGUCUUCAACUGCAGGUUAACAUCAGGGAAGGACAAUAAACCUCUACAGUUUAAACAAGCAUUUGUAAAUGCUUGAGAAAAAUCAUCAAGUAUCCCUGACUUACAGUAACUGAGUCACCAAAGUGCCUGGCAGUUUUCCCAGAGGUUGUGAGAAAUCCCAUUCUCUAUAUAUGGACAUCCUAUCUCAAUCUCCCUCCCAUUUUCCCAGAACCGCACUUCCCUUUCCUUUUUGAGAGAAUAGAAACUGUUCCGUAUCAGAGCUAACCAAUGAGAAGCCUCUCCAACUAAAGUUUCAGACCAAUAGCAUUUAAGACAGUAAAAUGAAAAGUAGCUCAGAUGCAUAAGAGUUGGAUGUGGUACAUGUGGUACUGCAGAGCGCAGAGCUUGACAGAGAAAUAAGGAAGAAUGAAGCUGCAGUCAGACAAUUUCAAGGUGUUUUAUUUUGCCAGUGACUGUAUGGAGCCGUAUGUUGAGAUCAUCACACUGAAGGACUCCAAGCGGCGCCAGAGUCUGUGUAGCUCGCUGGACUCUGAGGCAGAGGAGCCCGAGUACCAGGAGGAAGAUGAAGGUGAUCUCCCUGUCCUGUGUGACCGCAGCCAUCUGCUGGAUGACCAACACCUGGAGAAACUUGCUGCUCACAUGCCAGCAAGGACCCAGGGCUAUCCUUGGCAACUGGUCUACAGCACAGCCAUCCAUGGGAGCAGUCUGAGGACUAUCUACAGGAAUACGACAAGCCUGGACAGCCCUGUGCUGCUGGUCAUCAAAGACAUGCAUAAUAAGGUGUUUGGGGCGUUUUCUUCUGAUUCAUUCAAAGUCAGUAAAUACUGCUAUGGCACAGGGGAAACCUUCCUGUUCAGCUUCAACUCUGACUUCCAGGUAUACAGGUGGAGCGGCGAGAACUCCUACUUUGUGAGCGGCAACUUGGAAUCUCUGCACAUUGGUGGAGGGGGGGGCGGAUUUGGCCUGUGGCUGGACGCUAAUCUGUACCAUGGUUCAAGCUUCUCCUGUCCCACAUUCCGCAAUGCGUCGCUCUCCACACAGGAAGACUUCAUUAUAAAAGACCUCGAAGUCUGGACUGUGGGAACUUAAGAGGACAACAUCUGAAAAGACCCCACUGUCCGGACUGGAGUUAGAAAACUUCCAAAAUGUCAAGGUGUACAUGUGGUUUUAGCCACUACUGUACAAACCCUGAAAGAGCAGGUGCUGUCAUCUGGGCACCUGGCUCAGAUUAGCCCACAUACAGAAGUAAAAGUCUUUUGGUUCUCAUGCUGGACUUUCUGUUUAUGCUGGUGUGAUCUGUGCCUGUUUAAGACAAGUGGCCAGAUGAAAUCCUGUAAUUCAGGGUCCUGCUGCUUUAAACUACCGGCUAUUCAUCAAUAGCCCCUUCCUAAGACCAGUCAGUCACUGGCAUCUGACGCUUUAAGCCCCCCCAUGCCCUCCCUUUGUGGUGGGGAGCAUUAUAAUACAAAGUUCACAGAAACAUUGUUGAAUAAGCGCAUUGAGGAUUUAAGGAAAUAUUUUUAUUUUUCUGUCGAACAGCCACAUGUUUGUGGAAUUUAAAAUGUGUUUACAGUAUGUGUAAGGUUCAUGAAACAUACUUGGCACAUAAGGGUCCGUAUAAACUAAAAGGUUAAACAAUUAAUUUAUUGGUAAAACACUGUAACGUGAUAGUACGCCCAAUUUCCUAAAUGUACUGUAAGCACUUGUUUUUUUUUCUAACGUGAUGUAUGGCUUUAAUGUUGUUCUCCAUUUGAAGACUACUGCUGCAGGUGAAGACCUAACCACUCAGGUCAAUAAAAGCAUUAGGUUGCACUAUAAACAACG
Molecule: messenger RNA, 8140 nt
Organism: Perca flavescens (yellow perch)
Lineage: Eukaryota; Metazoa; Chordata; Actinopteri; Perciformes; Percidae
Product: nuclear receptor coactivator 7-like
Exons: 7
Coding region: 6722-7405 (227 amino acids)
Biological process (GO): regulation of transcription by RNA polymerase II; response to oxidative stress
Cellular component (GO): nucleus
Source: RefSeq, a predicted model, not a curated record